GGCACCAGAGAGCCACACAUGCCCGCUAAACAUGGCGCCCGUCAGUUCUUCAUCCCUGCGGAUUCUGCUCCCAGUUAUCCUGCUUCUUUUACAAGGAGUUGUGACUGACGGAAGGGAGAUUGAGGAGGAGAACGGGAGUGCGCCUGGUAGGGCUUCCAGUAACGCUCCAUCAGGAUUACACCACGCUGAAAAUGUUUCACACCCACACCCGAGAAGGCGUGGGAACGUGACUGGUUGGGCUUCCAGUAGCGGAUCAAGAUCACCCCGUCCAGGUAAUUCUUCAGACCCACACCCGAGAAGGCAUGGGAACUCGACUGGUUUGGCUUCCAGUAACGAACCAUCAAGACCACAUCACCCGGGUAAUUCUUCAGACCCACACCAUGGGAACGCGCCUGAUUUUGCUUCCAGUAGUGGACCAUCAAGACCAAAUCAUCCGGGUAAUUCUUCAGACCCACACCAUGGGAACUUGCCUGAUUGGGCUUCCAGUAACGGACCAUCAAGACCACACCACCCGGGUAAUUCUUCAGACCCACACCAGGGAAGGCGUGGGAAAGCGUUUGAUUUUGCUUCCAGUAGUGGACCAUCAAGACCACACCGCCCGGGUAGUUCUUCAGAUCCACACCAUGGGAAUGCUCCUAGUUGGGCUUCCAGUGACAGACCAAGACCACACCACCCGGGUAACUCUUCAGACCCACACCAUGGGAACGCUCCUAGUUGGGCUUCCAGUCACGGACCAUCAAGACCACACCGCCCGGGUAGUUCUUCAGACCCACACCAGGGAAGGCGUGGAAACGCGCCUAGAUGAGCUUCCAAUUAGUUCACCACCAAGAUCACAAACCUCUGACGAUUCUUUUCUACACUUUCCAAGACACUAAUAAAGCACAUAAUAAACGAAUGAUGUUCAUUCUAAAACUAAAGAAAAAAAUUGUUCUGCAAUAUCUAAAUAACCCAUCACAAUUAUGUAUGAAGUAUAGCUUGUAAUGUUAAAUGAAAUUAAAUUUUUGCAAAUGAUAA
This is a messenger RNA of Procambarus clarkii (red swamp crayfish), 1014 nucleotides long. The record is from RefSeq and is a predicted model, not a curated record. NCBI's taxonomy places the organism in Eukaryota, Metazoa, Arthropoda, Malacostraca, Decapoda, Cambaridae.